AUGAAGUUCACCGCUGUUACACUCCUCACUCUCGCUGCGGGUGCCUUGGCGGCCCCGGUUGCUGAAGCUGCCCCCGAAGCUGAGGCAGCACCAGGAUAUGCUACCUACGGCGAUUAUAAGGGCGCAGGUGAAGACCUCAAGUCUUAUCCUAGCUACGGAAGCUAUGGCGCAAAGCCAAAGCCAAAGCCUAAGCCUGCUCCGGCUCCUAAGAAGUAUACCGAUUAUGGAAGCUACGACUACAAGAAGUACGGGUCUUAUGGCUCUUAUAAGCGUGAUGAGGUUGAAAAGCGUGAGGCUGCUCCCGAAGCUGCCCCCGAAGCUGCACCUGAAGCUGAAGCCGCUCCUGGAUAUGCCACUUAUGGAGAUUAUAAGGGCGCAGGUGAGGACCUGAAGUCUUAUCCUAGCUAUGGAAGUUACGGCGCAAAGCCCAAGCCUAAGCCCAAGCCUGCUCCGGCUCCUAAGAAGUACACAAAUUACGGAAGCUACGACUAUAAGAAGUACUCAUCUUACGGAUCUUACAAGCGUGAAGCUGAGGCUGAGGCUGAGCCUUCCUCCAAGAAGCCUGCUCCGGCUCCUAAGAAAUAUACCAACUAUGGAUCUUACAACUACAAGAAGUACGGCUCUUAUGGCGCUUACAAGCGUGCCAAGGAGUUUAUCGGCUCUCUCUUCUAA
Fusarium verticillioides 7600 is the source of this 672-nucleotide messenger RNA. RefSeq lists its product as hypothetical. Bases 1 to 672 code for a protein of 223 amino acids. The record is from RefSeq and is a predicted model, not a curated record. NCBI's taxonomy places the organism in Eukaryota, Fungi, Ascomycota, Sordariomycetes, Hypocreales, Nectriaceae. The transcript is spliced from 4 exons.